Aspergillus homomorphus CBS 101889 is the source of this 1994-nucleotide messenger RNA. Its product is annotated as Zn(II)2Cys6 transcription factor. The record is from RefSeq and is a predicted model, not a curated record. Lineage: Eukaryota; Fungi; Ascomycota; Eurotiomycetes; Eurotiales; Aspergillaceae. The transcript is spliced from 2 exons. Gene Ontology annotation, molecular function: DNA-binding transcription factor activity, RNA polymerase II-specific; zinc ion binding. Gene Ontology annotation, biological process: regulation of DNA-templated transcription. Bases 148 to 1689 code for a protein of 513 amino acids.
AGUGAGCAAUGAGCGAGUGUACAAAAGCAUGUAUCGAGCAGUCACGUGUAGCUCUUAUAAGCGGCGGCCUGUAUCAGACAAGCGCACGGGAUUAGCUUCCAAGUUGCAGCAAACCAUUUCAAAACUACAACUGAUUGUUGAAACACAAUGGACUUGCCUUCCUCCGAGAAUUCACAUUCAUCUAUCGGCAUUCCUCCCGGUCGGCGACGAGCUGGUAAAUCAAGGUCCCGUACCGGAUGUCGCACUUGUCGAGCCCGGCGGCUCAAAUGCGACGAAGCCCCCGGAGCAUGCCAAAGAUGUACCUCAACGGGGCGAGUCUGUGAUGGAUACGAUGUGCAGCGACUCCCUCGUCCUCCACGUAGAAAGAUAGCAACAGCCCCCCGAAUCCCUGCCCUGGUGCCAACCGGCUUUCGCUUCGCGACUACGUCGGAUGAGAACCGCUGCUUCUCAUACUUCCAGCAUCGUUCUAUCUCCCACUUGGUUGCCUCGUUCGAUGACCCCCUCUGGGAGAAACUCGUUCUGCAGAUGAGCUACAAUGAACCGGCCGUGUACCAUGCGAUCGUGGCGCUGGGCUCGAUCCACCAAGACCUGGAGCAGCAUGGCUUGCCCCUCCCUGGACAAACCCCGAACAGCACCUGGAGCCGCUUCGCAACGGAGCAGUCCCUCCGGUCCUCCUCCCUGCUCACCCAACGCCGGAGCUCGCAGGACCCCGCCUUGCGGCAGGUUAUUCUCGUCUGCUGCUUGCUGUUCACUGUGACCGAGCUUCUCUGUGCGCGUCCCGACACGGCGAGCGUACACCUAGCGGGUGGGUUGAGGAUCCUCCGGGAGCUCAAGGCACAACGGUGCGUACACUCCGAACAAAGCACCCUGGCGACGUACCUGCAUCUACAGGGCCAGUCCUUAUUCUUAGCGAGUGAGGGCCCUAUUCUGAGGAUCGACUAUGAGAUGAUCUACGAGUGGGCGUAUGAAAAUUAUAUCUCCGGUUUCACGACAUUCUCCGAGGUCCAGCGAGCAUUCGGGCCCGUCUUCAACGCCAGCUGCGGCUUCCAUGUGCGUUUCUGGAAGCAACAGCAAGCAAUAAACUACACCGAACAGACAUAUGAGGCCAGCCUCGUCCCGCUGCGUGUACUGUCAUGCUUGAAUCGAUUCCUGCAGGAACUCGAGGUCUUCUUGUUAACCGCGCCACCGCAGGCGUUGGGUGAGAAGGAGAGGCGCGGAGCGCAGUUGAUGAAGGUCAUCUGCCACGGACAGAUCGUAAGUGUCAAGAGCUGUCUCUUGCGUAGCAACGGCCUCCCAUUGGAGUCCCUCAUGGAGGACUAUGUGAAUCUGCAGAGGAUGCUGGAUGAGACUUUGACACAGGUCCCAUGCCGCCCCUUGAUCAGUCUCCGGGCCGGCCUCACCCCAGUCUUUUUCCUCUUGGCCCAGUGCCCGGACUAUGAGAUUCGCUGGUGGGCCAUUGAUGGGUUGCAGACCUGGCCGCACUGUGGGGGCUUCUUUAAUUCUAGGCAGAUGGCUCAGAUGGUGCUGGAAGGGAUGAAGAUAGAGUUGAGAGCGCUGCGGGAGACGCAUCCGCAGGGUAUGACUGGGAAAGUGUCUUUUGUGAGGGGAGCGGAUGGCUCGUCGUUUGCCCGCAUGUUGUAUUCGAGGGGCGGUGGGGAAUGUGUACGAUGGUUGAGGCUGGAUGGUUGAAGGAAUAUUGCGGAGUAGGGUUGGCGCAUAUCAUUUGUAGCUGUAAGAAUUGCUUAGAGAGCUUUCUAGAUGACGUUGACGGCUAGAAUCCGUUGGAUAGAUGAGAGGGGUGACUUGCAAGUGAGAGCCGCAUUCGGUGUACAAAACGAUGUGAGCGCUUUCAUCUUUGCGUCUGGACAUUACUUAUGCUUAUUGAUUAUACUUUCACUUCGAAUUUGUCAUCUGGCGUAUAUCCAAGAACGGUUUGGGAAGCCAUCUCUUCCCACAUGUUGACAUCAGCCCGAAAAUCCUUUCGGGCCUUCUGA